AUGAUAAAGAUAUUUCUCCUUUUUAUCUUCCAAGUGAUUGCAGUGUGUAUACAAAAUGUGAAUGCGGUUAAUCAAAAAAAUUUUCUCACCAUAAGCCACGUAAAUGCGCCCCUAGGAUGGCAGUCUAACCGACAGAGGAAAUAUGCCUAUGUGGAUCUACGAAGAAGCAAAGGUGAAGAGGGGAAGCGGAACGCCCUGGGUACGCAGGGAGGGAGUAGGCAGUGCCCCUUGCGGAAGGUGAGCUUCGCAGGCUUGAUGGGUUUCUCCGGGUUGUCCAUCCCGCUGUUCCUAGCAACCUACAUGAUAUACAGCAAAAUAAAAAAUGACAACAAAAAUUUAACCGAAGCGGAAAAAAUUAUGGGAAAGUUCCUCUACAAGCAUGAAAAUAAUUUGACACAAGGAAGCAACUAUGAGGAAGAAAAAUCCUACAAUUUAUUUUACAUAAUCCAUGCCAUAUAUAACAACAUUCGAACGUUAAUAAAUUUUUACAUGAAUGUAAAAAAGGUCAGUACAAAGGAUGCCUCAAAUGAGUACACCAUUUUAUUUUUCCAUUCCUACAAUGUGGACAGAUUUUUGCACACAAGAAAUAUCAAAACCAAUAUGAACAAUUGGUACAGUAUAUUAUUUCACGAUAAAAAACAAAUUUUAAAAAUGAUAAAAAAUUACAAUAUUAUGAAUAUCCCCACGAUGGUAUUGUUGGACAAAAAUAUGAACAUCAUAAAUGACAAUAUAAAUUAUUUGCUGCUUCACCAGAGGAAGGAUUUUCCCUACAGAGACGUUAACCAUUUGACAUACAUAAAUUGGCUAUAUGAUAAAAAUGGUCGAAAAUACGAUUUUAAAAAAUUAAAUUCAGAUUAUGUACUCUUUUAUUUUAACAAUGAGAAGGACAACAAGGGGGACCUCCAAUCCCUCCUCAAGGUGAAGAAAAAAAUGGCGGCGAAAAAUAUUAACGUGGAUAUUAUUUUUGUGAAAGACAUGGAAAUGAUGAAGGGGAAGACCUCCUCCAAGGGAGAUGGUAUGGUGAGUCAGCAGGAAGGUGAAAAAGUAGGCCCACUGACGGAUGGAAAAACUGAGGGGAAUGUUCCAAGCGAAGGAAUCGACAACAAGGAUACACACCAGUCAAGCAAAAAGGAAGGACAGUCCGCACUUCCUGUGGCUGAAAAGCAGGGGGAGAAAAAAAACACGUCUAAUCAAAUCGGCCAAUCGCGUGGCACAAAUGACCAGACGGAACACUACGUCGACGAUGUGUACUACCUAGGUGAACAAGAAAAUAACGCCAUUUACAAACUGCUCCUUUAUGACAUGUUCGACGUGACAUUCAAACCUGUGUGCAUUCUCGUAAACAAAAAGGGAAACAUUAUAAGCAAGUAUAUCCACGUGGAGAAGAAGGAAGACGAAAUAGCUGGCUUCAUACAAAAUAAUUACAAAAGUUUACACGAAAAGGCAAAUGAAAAAAAUUACAUGUACAAAUAUGAAAAUGUUAGCAACUUAAAUAACUUAAACGUCUUCUCGCCAAUCUUCAUCCUCUUCAGUGAGAAACUCAACUUGGAUUUGCUACACCAGUACAAUGACUUGAUUGGCCAGUAUAAUAAAAACAGAAAGGGCAAGAAAAUUAACUUUUACUUCCUCGUCACCGACGAUAAAAAGUACGAAGCUUUGAAAAAGCUCUGCGCAGUGGAUAACACCACCCAGGCGGUCAUUUUGGAUUUGUUUAACCAGAAGAUGUUUAAGGACAAGGUGAACAAACUGGACGUCAUAGAAAAUUUGGCUGGCAAGAGCGUCAUUAACAAGGACAAAUUCUUCAGCUUCGUGAACAAAUACUAUGGCGACGACUUGUACGCCUCUCCCAUUGUGCUCACCAGGGGGGUAUAG
Molecule: messenger RNA, 1872 nt
Organism: Plasmodium coatneyi
Lineage: Eukaryota; Apicomplexa; Aconoidasida; Haemosporida; Plasmodiidae
Exons: 4
Coding region: 1-1872 (623 amino acids)
Source: RefSeq, a predicted model, not a curated record